AUGAGCCACCAACGAUUUACUUCGCAUGAGGUCAAGGAGCCGCAUUCAGUGUCGCUCAAAGUGUUGAGAUUAUCCCGACCCUCACUGGUGCCGCAGUUUCCACUCCAGCCUCCAGUGAUUCCGCAAUCCUUGACCUCUCCUGUAGCCGGCCCCGCGCCGGCGGUCCUUCUACAACCUCGCCAUCUACCACCUCUACCGGCAUCGCUCGCGUACAGCCCGCUCAGUCCGAUCAAGAAAUAUGAAGAAGGUAGCCAAGGAGCUGAAAGCGGGGGCGGUGAAAGGACAAGAGAUGGAUACUACAACACCGAGCCCUUCAUCCUUUCUCCCAUCGUCAACCUUCCACCCUCGUUCGGCUCUGCCUACGUAGGCGAAACCUUCAGCUGCACUCUAUGCGCAAACCACAAUGCCCCGCCAAUCGGAGAGAGCGUCACCAAUGGUGUCAAGAAGACGAUCCGCGACGUCAAGAUCGAGGCCGAAAUGCAAACUCCUUCGGGACAAUCUACCAAGCUAGUCCUGGUUGAUACGGCGGGCGAUGAUAAUGCCGGGUCAUCGAACAUGGAUAACGACAACGUCGCCAUCAGUAACGCGGGAAACGAAGACAACAAUAACACAACAGAGACAACACCAACGGAAACAGAAACAGUAGCGACCCUCGAUCUCCUCCCAUCCUACACCACCCUCCAAAAGAUCCUCAACUUCGGUCUGAAGGAGGAAGGGACCCACGUUUUGGGGGUUACAGUGUCGUACUACGAGGCCACCGAGACCAGCGGGCGCACGAGAGCGUUUCGGAAGAUGUACCAGUUCAUCUGCAAGCCGUCGCUGAUCGUUAGGACGAAAGCCGGGCCCUUGCCUUCUUUGCCUGGCAAGACAAAAAGGAGGAGAUGGGUGCUGGAAGCACAGCUAGAAAAUUGCUCUGAGGACGCGAUACUGCUGGAGAAGGUCAAGCUGGCGGAGGUGCAGAGGGGACUGAAGUGGAGGGAUUGUAAUUGGGCGGGGAUAGGGGCAACAACCACCGGGGAGGAAGGGAAUCGGAUAUCUCAACAAGGCCAAGGUCAAGGCCAAGGGCCUCCUAGACGACCGUUUUUGCACCCUGGGGAGUCGGAGCAGUUGUGCUUUAUCAUUGAGGAGAAAAACGGGGAAGAAGACGCGGCUGAGGUUGAGGAGAAGGAUGGAAGGAUAGAGUUUGGUGUCAUGGCGCUGGCGUGGAGGACGGAGAUGGGUAACAGGGGGUCGUUGUUGACGUUGAAACUGGGGACUAAGCAUCUUAAGCCUCGAUGA
This is a messenger RNA of Sordaria macrospora k-hell, 1278 nucleotides long. RefSeq lists its product as uncharacterized. Gene Ontology annotation, cellular component: TRAPPIII protein complex. The record is from RefSeq and is a predicted model, not a curated record. Lineage: Eukaryota; Fungi; Ascomycota; Sordariomycetes; Sordariales; Sordariaceae.